Messenger RNA from Limulus polyphemus (Atlantic horseshoe crab), 2857 nucleotides. Its product is annotated as hsp70-Hsp90 organizing protein 1-like. Lineage: Eukaryota; Metazoa; Arthropoda; Merostomata; Xiphosura; Limulidae. Gene Ontology annotation, molecular function: Hsp90 protein binding. The transcript is spliced from 8 exons. The record is from RefSeq and is a predicted model, not a curated record. The coding region runs from base 354 to 1058 and encodes 234 amino acids.
CAAAUCAGGGCUGAUCAUGUUAGGUUUGAGACGUAUAGUUUAGUGGUUUGCGCGUGGUAUUAGACCUGUAUUUGUUAGUUACAAUUAGUGUGGAUGUGAUUGCAUUAGAAAAUUAUAGUAUGUUUUAAAGAAAUAAUAAGUUGCAAAGUUUUGAAAUUUAAUUCAUUAACAAACCAUUUAAUUAACGUUAGUAACCUUAUCAAUGUUAUAUAAUAAUUAUUUUAAAAUACAAGUCAGUCACGGAAAUUUGUUUUAGACUUUUAAUUUAGGGGAAUAGACUUAUAAGUUAUAACUUAUAGAGGACAGAAGAAAAUUAAUCAAAAGUUGAAUUCCAAAUAAUUCAAGUAUUUGAAAUGAAGGAUCAAGACCUAAAAGAAACGGGUAACAAGUGUAUAAAAGCUGAGAAAUAUGCUGAAGCCGUCUUUCAUUAUACUCAUGCUCUGAAGAUAGAUGACUCUAUUUAUCAGAUCUACAGUAAUAGAUCUUUUGCUUUUCUCAAGAUGCAACAAUAUUACUAUGCCUUGCAAGAUGCAAAUAAAGUUAUAGAGCUGAAUCCAGAAUGGGCCAAGGGAUAUUUCCGCAAAGCUGAAGUAGAAUAUCAGACACAGCAUUAUGCAGAAGCUUUAGAAUCAUACAGAAAGGCUCUUCAGUUACAAGAAGAUGAAAAUGGUCUUGUUGAAUUAAUAAGAAAAACCAAACAAGAACUUGUGAAGCAACAAAAAGAUGAUCAACAAGUACCAUGGGUUGCUGCAGGAUUUGGAUUUGUUUUAGGGAUCCUUGCUGUUAUUUGUGCGUACAUUCUUCCUAAGACGCCAUACAUUAAUAAUGUUUUCUUGCAAGUCUUUAUAAUAAUUUUGGCUGGAGUGAUGGGUUUUUAUACUGGAAAGCUGCACAGAUACUCUCUACAGAAAAGCAGGAAAGGGUUUUUGGAGCCUCCUAUAGAUUUGUUUGGUGAAGAUUCAACAGACAGUCUCUUUACACAAAGUAGCAACAGUUCAAGUCGUCAGGAAGUAAAUAAAAGAAAUUCAGCUAGACAGCGUCAUUCAGUAAAGACAUGAAGAGAAGGGAAAAUGUCUCUUACAAAAAUUAUUAUUCUAGUCUUUUUUAUAUAUAUAUAUAUAUAUCUUUGGUGUAUGACUAGAACUAUUGUCAUGUAUAUCUGUUUAUUAGGACUAGUAAGUUUAAUUUUACAUAUUCCAUAUUAUCAUAAAAUUUAGGGGAAAUUCAAAUGUGGAUUUUAUUUUCUACACAGAAUUUUAAUGAUCUAAUUAAAUAAUUUGUAAAUAAACUGAUUUAUAAAACAACAGCCUGUUGUAUUUAAUGGAAGUUAAUUAAAUAAAUUAGAAGUGGAUUUUGGAUAUAUCUCUUUACAGAUAAAUUGUAAUGUGGCUAAAAAGUUGUAAUAAUGUAAUUUUUGACUUUUUCAAUCUUUUUUCAAGACAAAACUGUCGUGGUGGAUAAAUUAGAAAAGUGGUCUCACCCAUUUAAACUUGACAGUCAUAUAAUGAUUUAUGAUCCCAAAGAUAGUGCCUGGUACAAGGUACUUUUGGGGUAAAACUUCUUACAAUUAAAGGCAGUAAACACUUCACAUUGCUGAGUAGUGACUAUUUCAUCAGUAGAGUAUUUGGGUGUAGUUAAGUUUGCUAUAUUCUGAAUGGAUGUAACUUAUAAUGAUAAUUAUAUUAUUCUGCCUGGAGAAGCCAUGCAUCACCUUGAGUCAGAUUGUUUUUUUGUUUUUAAACAAAAGUUAUUUUAUUUCUGUUAAAUGUAUGUUAUGUGCUAGACUUGGGCUCUCCUUCAGGACCCCAUAUUUAUAUAAUGAAUACAUUAGGUGUCUAUAUUGACACUUACUGCCCGACCUAAUAAGUCUGGUGAUUUUUCCCGAGAAACUUCACUGAAUGUCUUGGAUGGUCUAUUUUGAAAAAAUUAAUGCACUCUGAGAGACAUAACACCUCGGUUCUGUUUUUCUAAUUUUUGAAACAUGAGGUAAUUAACAGGGACAGGCAAUAGUAUUUGUAUUGUUUUACUAGUAGUAAAAUUUUUGAACUGUCAGAAGAAUGUUUUCAUUAAUCAAUGGAACAGUGUGGCCAAAGAGGUUAGUGCUUCGGUCUUGUAAUCGAAAUGUUACACAUGCUUGCCUGCAUCUAGUCAUGUCCUUGAGCAAGAUGCUGUUACCCGAAAUUUGCUUAGGUUUACCCAUAUGUACAAUGGACAUCAGCCAAUAAGUGGGGGUGGUGGUAACCUAAAAUGAAUUGACCACCUUAUCCAAGGAGAAUUUUAAAACAUUCACAAACGUUUGUUGUGCUUCUGAACACUAGUUAUUCACUUGUCCAUGUGUCAAAUGGCUUUCAAUAACAUUGGAGUUUAAGGCAUAAAUUAUAGAAAAUAGUGAAGAUACUAAAAUUUGGUCUUUGGCUCUGAUUAUAAAAUACACAAGACAUUAGUUUCUUUAGCAUGUGCUUUUCGAUAUUUAUUCGUCAAGUCAAAUUCGUUAAUCGUACAUUUGUAAGUUCACUCUUUUACAUAUGAUAAUCAAAAACUAAGUUUUAUUCUGAGAGCAUUGUACAAUACUUAUUCAAUAAAUGUUGUGUUUGUAAUUUUUAAUAGUAAAACCUUGACUAUUAUUAUGGUUCACUGUAUAAAGCAAGAAAUACAGUAUGGCUUGAGGUGGGAGGCCCAGAAAAAUUUUAGACUCGUAUCCAUGAUGUAAUGACGAGUCAACCCCACAAAAGAUGUACUAAACUACAGUCCUACUAUUGUAUAUAGAAGCACAUAAAAAAAGAUUAAAGCUUAUGGAUCAAGUCAUGAUUAUUAUAGUGUGUGUGUGUGUGGGUAGGGGGAAUAUGCAUUGUUUUCU